Molecule: messenger RNA, 2270 nt
Organism: Drosophila willistoni
Lineage: Eukaryota; Metazoa; Arthropoda; Insecta; Diptera; Drosophilidae
Exons: 7
Coding region: 329-2119 (596 amino acids)
Source: RefSeq, a predicted model, not a curated record
UUGUAAAUUUGCGACUCACUCACUGCAAAAGUUGUAAAACAAAAAAAAAAACGCAUAUAAAAAAACGCAAUUUGUUAAAUUGCAAAUGCCAUUCGGCAAACAGAAAUGAAAGCAAUAUCAAAAAACUAAAGCAAUUAUCAAGUGUUCAUCUGACAAUUAUAGUAUAAAUUGUGGGUGGAAGAAAAACAAACAAACACAACAAGGAAAAAAUCGGACCUUUUGUUUUUGUUUGUUUCAAAUUUCUCUACGAUUUGUUAUUUGUUACGCUUAGUGAGUGGGCGGUGGUUAGAUAUAAGUAGUAUUAGUAGUCGGACGUGAAUUCAACACAAUGUCUGGCGCAAAUAAUUUAUUCGCGAUAACAAUAAUUACAUUCUACGCCGUUCUACUGCAAACAGUUACCAGUUCAUAUACUGUACAAAUAACUGCACCCGAUCAGGCCCUAGUUGGGGCCAAAGUUAAUCUAAGUGCCACUCUCUUAGAUGAUGGAAAGCCGCCCAAUCACUCUAAAUCAUAUAAAUUCACCUGGAAGGAUGGCUUGGGACACGAAAAGGCAAUUGAAACGGAGAAUUACACGUGCAAUUGGACAGUGGAGUAUACUGAAGAGCAUUUAAAGCCCGGCGUACUUAAACUAGAAGUGGAGGUAUCGGAAUUUGUUGUGCUCACCUGGUUCACAUUGACGAGAAGUGAAAAGAGCAUUAAGCUGGUCAAUACAUUAAGUGGACAAUUGCAAUUAAUACAGAAUAAUACAGUGCGUCCGUUGGAUUUUGUGUCUACACAGGAUGCAGUUGAUCAUAAUAUUGCACUGUGGCCAGCUGAUUUAGAGUAUUUAAAGGAGAAUGGUUAUUAUUAUAUACAGACAUAUUGGUUCCAAAAUUGUACAUAUCUUGGCAUGUCCAAUGCUUAUGAUUAUAAAGCAAUAUAUCCAAAUCCGGAGCAAUAUUAUGACAUUGAAGUAUUGGUAGUUGCAUCAAAGACAGCGCCACCAGAGCCAACUACCUCUACAACAACAACAACAACAACAACAACGACUACAACAACAACUACGACGACGACGACUACAACUACCACAACACCUGCAACCACAACCACCACCACUACAUCCACCACUACAAAGCCAACAACAACAACUACUCCAAAGACCAAUACUACUACUCCGAUUACAACAACUACUCCUGCACCCAAGGCAAAUCUUCGUUCCAGGCGUGAUCUUAAUGAAACUAUGCACGCAAAUGCUGCAAUUCUUGGUCUUAACCUUGCUAAUGCCAUUAAACAGCAACAACAAAUGGAUAGAAUAAGCCAAAAGAAUCGAAACAAUAACAUAUCCUUGGCAUUGGUCAAUCCAUUGGGUGUCCGCAGGAUAACGCAUCUAAUUAACCAGCCAGACGAUGUUGUUCCCUACAAUUGUGCAAACAAGAGCAUCGUGGCACAGGACACAAAUAAACUCUAUGGCUACUUUCAACGACGCAUUAUAUCCAAAAAUCCUGUCUCAGGCUUUACUACAAGUGGCAAGAACUGGCUACAGCAUUGGGAACUAUUGAGUCUGGAGGUCGCUUGCAAGGGCUCUCCACCGUUUGACAUAUGCAUACAGGUUUAUAGUGCUCCGUAUAAUGCCACAGGCAAUGAGACAUGCAAUUUUUAUAAUAAGCAUGAUAGCUGCUCUUUCAAUUACAAUCGUUACUUCUCGGAAAGCAAAACGAUUCUUUUCUUCAUACGCAACCAAGUAUCCGAGAAGGUUAAUCAAGUUACCAUUAACCUAUAUGAAGCUAAGCGACAAUCGCAACUUUCAGUGGUUGUUGUUCCAAUCGCCUGUACUUUAAUGGCCGUCAUUUUGGUUAUAUUCGGUGUGGCUUAUUAUAUACAAAGCCGUAAUCGUUUCACUGUGGAGGUGGCUGACUUCAAUUUCGGUGAUACUCAAUCGGUGGACUUGGAGUAUAAGACAUUCCAACAGCGUCUGAUUGAUAGCCUGCGCGAUGCCUGGCCAUGGCCCAGGUCACGCAGAUAUUCUCAGUCUAGCUCCGAUCUCAUGACUGCAGAGGAGCAGCCAUCACAUUCGAGACCCGCUGGUAGUGGAAAUAUUGGAGAUGUGGAUAAUAAUUUACGCUACAACACACUCAACUGAAAUUGAAAGUUGAUAUUGCUGUGAAAAUGGGAAUAUUGUUACCUAACGAAUUAAUUAAUCGAUUUAAUUUAAAUAUUUUAUUGUCAUUAAGUUAUUCUUUUGUUAUUUGUAUUUGUAUCAUUAUUGAAAUGCACCAUCUUUGUGUGUGUUA